AUGGGUUAUGCAUCGAGCGGGGCUGGGCGAGCAGCGCAUGAAGCGCUGCUGGCGAGACAAGAUGCUGAGCUGCGACUAAUGGAAACCAUGAAAAGGAGUCUUCAGGCUAAGAUGAAGAGUGACCGGGAAUACGCUCUCGCUCUUUCUGCCGCUGCUGCCCAAGGUCAGAAGAUGGAUAAAUGCGAGGAUCUCAACGGCUCACUAAUUGCUUCGGCCUGGCGCACCAUGACCGAAGAAUGGGAAAAUACCAGUCGGUUGAUCAGAGCCAAUGCCGAGGCUCUUGAGUCCCGGGCUCUCGACCGUCUGAUUACUUUAAUGACAGAGCGGCGUAAGACCCGCAAAGUCUACCAAGAAGACCAUACUAAAAUCUCGUCUCAGUUUACUCAGUUAACCGAAGAAGUGCAGAGGAAGCAAAGUGAAUACCAGAAGUGCCUCGAAUCCUACAAGCAAAUGAGGGCAAAGUUCGAGGAGAACUAUCUUAAAUGUAAGUGUCCAACAAGCCGGGGCGGGCGGAAGCUGGACGAGACCCGUGACAAAUACAGCAAGGCUUGCAGAAGGUUGCAUCGGGCGCACAAUGAGUACGUGCUUCUGUUGGCGGAGGCAACGGAGUGCGAGAGGGCACUAAGAACCGCCGCUCUUCCCUCUUUAUUGGAUCAGCAGAAACGGCAGGGUGAAGCUACCGCUGCUUCGUGGAAGGCGAUAUUACUGGAGGUGGUGCGAAGGUCGGACUUUAGCACGGACAAAUUUAGAGAGAUACAGGGCAGAGUAGAGUGCACCAUUCAGAACCUGAAACCUCAAGAUGAAUACAAAGAGUUCAUGGAGAAAUACAAAUCCCCUCCAUCAACGCCCAUAACGUUUACAUUCGACGAGAGCUUAGUGGAAGACACGAGUGGUAAAUUACAACCUAACCAGCUAACGGUGGAUAACCUCACGGUGGAAUGGCUGAAGGAAAAGCUGACGGAGUUGGAAUCGACGCUGCAAGAUAACAGGGAAAAGCAGACCGCGUUGCACGGACCAGAAAUUAUAGGCAACGGAGUCUGCAAGAAUAACAACACUAGCGUUACCAAUGGCGUAAAUGGUGUUGAUAGGCACUCGCCGCCGCCUAUCCCGGUGACGGCAUCGGAGCCGACGAAGCUGCUGGAGCUGCGCGUGGCGGAGCGCAAGUGCGCGCGGCAGGCGGAGCUGAUCCGCGCCGCGCUCGCCGAGCUCGGCUGCGAGGAGGCGCCCAGCGGCUGCCCCGACCUCUCCGCCGAGACCGUCGGCGGCGACAGCCUGGACGGCAGCUCGCCCGACCAUCAGGUGAGUGUGAGCGAGGCGGAGCGGUCGCUGGUGGAGCAGGAGUGGUUCCACGGCGUGCUGCCGCGCGAGGAGGUGGUGCGGCUGCUGCGCGCGGACGGCGACUACCUGGUGCGCGAGACCACGCGCAACCACGCGCGCCAGCUCGUGCUCUCCGUCUGCUGGGGCCAGCACAAGCACUUCAUCGUGCGGACCACGCCUGAGGGCCACUACCGUUUCGAGGGCGCUGCUUUCCCGUCUGUAGCAGAGCUGAUAGCGUGGCAGCGCGCCAGCGGAGUGCCGGUGACGGCGCGCUCCGGGGCGCUGCUGCGGCGAGCCGUGCCGCGCGAGACCUGGGAGCUUAACAACGAUAACGUGCAGCUGCUCGACAAGAUCGGACGGGGUAACUUCGGCGACGUUUACAAGGCCCGAUUGAAGACAACUGGACAAGAGGUAGCAGUGAAGACGUGCCGAGUUGCGUUGCCCGAGGAGCAGAAGCGCACGUUUCUACAAGAGGGCCGCAUACUAAAGCAGUACCAACAUCCGAAUAUCGUGCGACUGAUUGGCAUCGCCGUGCAGAAGCAACCUAUUAUGAUCGUCAUGGAACUUGUUCCAGGCGGGUCGCUGCUGACGUUCCUGCGCACGCGCGCGGGCGCGCUGGGCCCGCGGCCACUGCUGGCCAUGUGCCGCGACGCGGCGGCCGGCAUGCGCUACCUGGAGUCCAAGAACUGCAUCCACCGCGACCUGGCCGCGCGCAACUGCCUCGUUGCCGACGACCACACCGUCAAGAUCUCCGACUUCGGCAUGUCGCGCGAGGAGGAGGAGUACAUCGUCUCCGGCGGCAUGAAGCAGAUACCCAUCAAGUGGACCGCGCCUGAGGCGCUCAACUUCGGCAAAUACACAUCCCUUUGCGAUGUCUGGAGUUACGGCGUGCUGAUGUGGGAGAUAUUCUCUAAAGGCGACACUCCGUACGCGGGAAUGAGCAAUUCUCGCGCGAGAGAGAAGAUUGAUACCGGUUAUCGUAUGCCGGCGCCAGAAGGCUGUUCCGAGGAAGUGUACGCUUUGAUGCUACGUUGUUGGGAGUACGAAGCCGAGAAACGGCCUCAUUUCCACCAAAUAUACACAAUCAUCGACAACAUAUACAAUAGGUAA
Messenger RNA from Parnassius mnemosyne (clouded apollo), 2427 nucleotides. Lineage: Eukaryota; Metazoa; Arthropoda; Insecta; Lepidoptera; Papilionidae. The record is from the annotation of a GenBank genome assembly.